Molecule: messenger RNA, 2044 nt
Organism: Neogale vison (American mink)
Lineage: Eukaryota; Metazoa; Chordata; Mammalia; Carnivora; Mustelidae
Gene: NEK2
Product: NIMA related kinase 2
Exons: 8
Coding region: 85-1419 (444 amino acids)
Biological process (GO): protein phosphorylation
Molecular function (GO): ATP binding; protein kinase activity
Source: RefSeq, a predicted model, not a curated record
UGGUGCGGCCAGGUAGGUAGUGUGGCUCGGUUACCCCUCCGAGCCGGCGGAACGACCUGCAGGAGGUCUGCGGAGGGCCCGGCCAUGCCCACUCGGGCGGAGGACUACGAGGUGUUGUACACCAUCGGCACGGGCUCCUACGGCCGCUGCCAGAAGAUCCGGAGGAAGAGCGACGGCAAGAUAUUAGUUUGGAAAGAACUUGACUAUGGCUCCAUGACAGAAGCUGAGAAACAGAUGCUUGUUUCUGAAGUGAAUUUACUCCGUGAACUGAAACAUCCAAACAUCGUCCGUUACUAUGAUCGAAUUAUUGACCGAACCAACACAACACUGUACAUUGUAAUGGAAUAUUGUGAAGGAGGGGACCUGGCUAGUGUAAUUACAAAGGGAACAAAGGAAAGACAAUACUUAGAUGAAGAGUUUGUUCUUCGAGUGAUGACUCAGUUGACUCUGGCCCUAAAAGAAUGCCACAGACGGAGUGAUGGUGGUCAUACCGUGCUGCAUCGGGAUUUGAAACCAGCCAACGUUUUCCUGGAUGGAAAGCAAAACGUUAAGCUUGGCGACUUUGGGCUAGCUAGAAUAUUAAACCAUGAUACGAGUUUUGCAAAAACAUUUGUUGGCACACCCUAUUAUAUGUCUCCUGAACAAAUGAGUCGCAUGUCCUACAAUGAGAAAUCGGAUAUCUGGUCGCUGGGUUGUUUGCUGUAUGAAUUAUGUGCAUUAAUGCCUCCAUUUACAGCUUUCAACCAGAAAGAACUAGCUGGCAAGAUUAGAGAAGGCAAAUUCAGGCGAAUUCCCUAUCGUUACUCUGAUGAAUUGAAUGACAUUAUUACGAGGAUGUUAAAUUUGAAGGAUUACCACCGACCUUCUGUUGAAGAAAUUCUCGAGAAUCCUCUGAUAGCAGACCUGGUUGCAGAAGAGCAAAGAAGAAAUCUCGAGAGAAGAGGGCGCCGAUUAGAGCCAGAGAAGCGCCAGGACUCCAGCCCGGUCUUGGGAGAGCUCAGACUGAAGGAGCUUCAGCUGCAGGAGCGAGAGCGGGCCCUCCAAGCCCGAGAGGAGAGGCUGGAGCAGAAGGAACGGGAGCUCUGUGUUCGGGAGAGACUGGCAGAGGACAAGCUGGCGCGGGCAGAGAGUCUGCUGAAGAACUACAGUCUGCUGAAGGAGCAGAAGUUCCUGCGUCUGGCGAGCGGUCCAGAACUUUUCGAUCUUCCAUCCUCGAUAAUUAAGAAGAAAGUUCAUUUCAGUGGCGAAAGUAAAGAGAACGUCAUGAGGAGUGAGAAUUCUGAGAGUCUGCUCACCUCCAAAUCCAAGUGCAAAGACCUGAAGAAAAGGCUUCAUGCUGCUCAGCUCCGCGCCCAAGCCUUGUCAGAUAUUGAAAAAAAUUACCAGCUGAAAAGCAGACAGAUUCUGGGCAUGCGCUAGCCCAGAGAGAGCCCCAGAGCUGUGUAUAGUAUGUAGCCUUGCUACCUUUUAAAGAUUGAUAUUCAACUUCUGUAGCUUUACAUACUCGGUUCCAUGAGCCAUGCCUUUCUGUAUAGUGAGCAAGAUAUUUUAGGAUUACUUUGGUUGUUCUUCUGCAACAAUUGUACAAAAUGUACACACCUUUAAUUUUUCUUUCUUUAUAGAAAGAAUGACAUUUUCUUGGUGGGUUGGGCUUUUAAUCCUGUGUGUGAUUACUACUGGAACAUGAAAUAGGACAUUCUAAAGGUUGGGGGGAAAUAAUGUUAGGAAAAAAAAAUAGCCAGGCGUAGCACUUGGUGAGAAGUUUUAAAUGACUGAGUGGUGUUCUGACAGUUGUCGUGCCUCGUUGUAAGGUUUUAGAUGUUCUUGAGCUUACAAAACCUAAUUGGAUACAAACCGGCCACUAAUACUGUGAACCUCUUGCUUGUAAGUGUCCCACUGGUCUGCAGUGGAAAUGUGUCCCCUUUUGUGAAAUUCAUCACUGUGAUGUCUAUGUUCUUCCUUUUUAUUCUAUUUAAGAGUGUUUCAGCUGGCUGUCGUUUACCACCUGUUUCUCCUAAAUAAAAAAUGCUUUAGUUUUCCUAUA